UCCGCAAGUUACUGUUGUCACUGUAUUCACGGAAUGUUUACAUCAGAAUGGCUUCCCAAGGCGGUGGGGAGUGCUCAUGCUGCUCCCAUCAACGGGCAGUGCCUAGCACACACCAAACUUUAGAGGAGAUGGACUUUGAGAGAGGGAUUUGGUCUGCUGCUUUAGAUGGAGAUUUGGGCCGUGUGGAGUCAUUCCUCAAGAAGGGGACCGAUCCUAAUACAAAGGAUAAUGCAGGCUACACUUCCUUGCACUACGCAAGCCGCGGCGGCCACGAGUCCGUUUGCGAGCUGCUCCUUGGUCACGGGGCGUGCGCGAGCCCCCAGACCCGAGGCGGUGCCACGCCACUCCACCGGGCCGCCUACUGUGGGCAUCUGCCCGUGGUGAUGCUCCUGCUGAAGUUCCACGCAGACCCACAGAGGAGUGACGACGACGGCGCCACUCCUCUGCACAAGGCUGCUGAACAAGGUCAUGUGGAGGUGUGUGAGCUGCUGCUGAAGCAUUGUCCAGCCCUGCGGACACAAAGGGACAAGAAGUCACGUGCGCCUCAGCAUCUCGCGCUGGUAAACAGCCGCCUGCAACAGCUCCUUCAUAGCACAGCAAAUGAUGGGCCUCCCUCCGACUCGAGCGCUUGUGCCGGUACAUCCUGUACUGUGUACAUGCCAAUGGCAGAUCAGUCCCUGUAAUGGUACGGUCAUCAAAUGUUUCUGGGGAACAGAAUUGGAGUGCAAAAAUGAGCUCUGGUUCUCACAUCGCUCCAGUCGAGCCAAGCUUAGGAAAUACAGCAACAUUGUGUUUGUAGGAGAUGCCAUUCUUUGGGGUAGUGGAUGGGGUGGGGGGUUAUUUUGAAGUAAAUAUAUAGCAAAAGCAAGGAUGCCGUUUUUGGUUUAGUUCUAUUUCAAACAGGGUUUAAUUUGAGCUAAACUGUAGCAUCUGCAUAAAGUACUGGUCGAGCCAUUACCAUUCGUGUGGCUGUUUUCUCUGUCAUCCUACAGAGGGCGCUCUUCCCUUAGCCAUUGCUAAGGACAGCUGGCGCAUGUGCUCUUUGAGAAGAGAACAUCUCCAGGAAUCUCUGUGCUGUGUGGAGACCUGGGUGUGCAGACUGAAUAACCAUUGAAGCAAAGCCUUGACUACCAGGACAGGCAUCUGUAAUGUGCAGCCAAGCGCCAGAACAUGUCUCUGUGAAAGAGAUGUUCUCAGGCCCUGUUCAACACAACAUGUUCGGAAGUUUAUGUGUGAUCUGGUGCAAGGGCCUUAAUGUUUUGUUUUGAAGGGCUUGCAGUAAAUCUGGUGUGCAGCGACGAAGGUCUGUACGGCGAUAAUGAGUUAGGGAGAGUUUUGGCACAGUUGCAUUACUACAUUUUUUGAAUGUUUGGGGGGGGGGGGGGGGACUGAUAAGAUUCGUGCACUUACUGUGCCUUGCUAAAUAUUGUAAAAUCCACUGGAAACUUCUGUGUUUCAGUUUCAGUACGGAAACACAGCAGGGGGAUAUCAUUAUACAUAGAUGUGUUGUUUUGUAGCUAUUCAUCUCAGGAAAUUAAGAUUUGGUGAGCAACAGAAGUGAAUCUGAUUCACUGGAGUUUCUCACCAAGUAGUGAGGAGUUUGCAAGCUGGGAUGGUUGUUCGUUCUUGGUUUACAACAUUUUUGAGCGAGCUCCAGUAACGCUCUCCAGUGGAACUGUAAUUGUAUCUAUCACAGCUGUGUCUCUCGAGAUGGGCCGUGGGGAGAGUUAGUUGCCGGUGCUGUUAUUUUCAUGCUAACUCUACACAGCUGCUCCAGUGAGCGUAGGCCUGUACCUGACCAGUUGCUGGCCUCCCUGGCCCUGCACGUCCAACCUUGAGUCGGUAUGUCUUCUUUACUGAGGUCCUGUCUGCCUCAGCAAGAGCUGAAAACAUUUGGCAGUCCAAUGGCGUGUCUUGGAAGUGGACACAGGCCAGUUUCGACAGGGACUGCCUGCAUAGGAGGGUCGAACUCUUGUUGGUGGGUCGUAGCUGAUGUCUCAUCUAUUAUACUGUAGGUUAGUAGCUAGAAUGGAAGGUCAUUGAAAGGUGAAGUUUUGAGAAACGCUUUCAGUUUCAAUAACUUUUCGAUGAACUUGCCUCCCAUAUAUUAACACCAGCCACUGGUGUGGACAGUCUGAGGGAGAGCAAAGUAGACAUAUGGAAUACAGAAAGUAUACAUAAUAUCUAUACAUAUACGUAUACUGGACAUCUAAAACCUACAGUAUAGUCAGUCAUUCAAUUCUUAUUUAUUUAUGAUUGCUUUGACUGAUGUAAAUCGUGCCAAAUAGAACAUUAUAUCAUGAGCUGUAUAAAAUGUGCAAAAUACAAAUGACCCACAUUGACUGUCCACUGUCUUAAAAAGUUGUUACAAUAACAGAUUGUGCAGACAAUGUUGUAAUUACAUGAACAUGUUUCAGUUGAGAGGACACAUUUCCCAUGGGCAGGGGAUGACAUAUGUAACCUUGUCUGGGAGAUACUGCCCUGUUUUUACAGUGAAUGUGCUGUCUUGGCUGUAUUCGCAGCACACUGUGCACAGCUUGGGCCACGGUGAAAACCAGCUAUAAGGCUUCCUCAAUUGGGUGAGUUCUCCUGGAGGCGGUCUCAAACGGGCAACCUCGACACAUGCGCUCAAUAACUCAGUUUGCAUCACCUUGGCGUCGUGGAGAUGCAGCACGCACAUACAUCAUGUGUGUCCUCAGCUGUCGGGAGCAGUGAGCCCGAGACGUUCCUCACUCCCAGUGUUGAUUGGCCAUAAUAAAUCCUUGUUGCCAGUGCAAGAGGGGGAUGAUUGUGAUUGUGUCACCCGCACUGAAUGUGCUCAUUUUCAACCAGGCACGAAUGCAGAGACCUCUCAGACCAACGGUGCAAAAUUGGAGGGGGGAGGAAGGAAGGAAACAGCUCUUUCUAAUGCUAAGCAAACCAGCGCUGAAGUGGGUGAGAGCCUUUUGACGUCACGUCGGUGUGUGUGCGCCACUGCGCAUUUGUCUAAGUAAAUGACAAACAAAUGUCAUUUCAUAUCUCCUUGUGCUGUGCAGCCACAGGGCCGUGAGGAAUGCAAGGCCUGGCAAAACGCAAGCACUAAUCAAUUAUGCGCUGGUUGUUGGGAGGUUUAUGGGAUGCUGUCAGUUGCCUGCCAGACAGGGCUGCAUCAUCCGUGGCCUGUCACGGUCGUGAUGUGAGGCGGAUCAAUCCCAGGCAGUGGAGCUUGUGUCUCUCUGUGCCUGGGAUUGGCUUGCUGGGAAAUCACGAUUGGCCCCUGUGGUUUUCCCACUUGCCACCCAUUGCAGAUUUUUUUCAGUCGGAUCUGUUAACUUGCUGAUUGUUUUCCCUGGGAAAUGUUUUUUUGUCGCUGUUGUUGUUGUUGCUAUUUUGUCAGUGACAAAAAUAAAUGUCAUUCACUUAUAUAA
Molecule: messenger RNA, 3407 nt
Organism: Sardina pilchardus (European sardine)
Lineage: Eukaryota; Metazoa; Chordata; Actinopteri; Clupeiformes; Clupeidae
Gene: ankrd39
Product: ankyrin repeat domain 39
Exons: 5
Coding region: 48-683 (211 amino acids)
Biological process (GO): protein K6-linked ubiquitination
Cellular component (GO): BRCA1-A complex; BRCA1-BARD1 complex
Molecular function (GO): ubiquitin-protein transferase activity; protein binding
Source: RefSeq, a predicted model, not a curated record